Seriola aureovittata is the source of this 7642-nucleotide messenger RNA. Its product is annotated as thrombospondin type-1 domain-containing protein 7A-like. The transcript is spliced from 28 exons. Gene Ontology annotation, molecular function: signaling receptor binding. Bases 771 to 5714 code for a protein of 1647 amino acids. The record is from RefSeq and is a predicted model, not a curated record. NCBI's taxonomy places the organism in Eukaryota, Metazoa, Chordata, Actinopteri, Carangiformes, Carangidae.
GGCUGGAUAGAGGGAGAGAAAGUAAGAAGUGAGCAUGUGAGAGAUGCAGAGUGUAAUAAUAAAGAUAAAAUGAGAGCGACAAAGAGAAGGUGAGGGCAGGAGAGAAAAAUAGAAAAAAAAGCCAGGAGUAGAAAAAGAGAGAGCAAGAGCGGGGUGGAACACGGAGAAGAGCAAAUGAGUGAGCGAAUCGGAGACUGAGACGGAGAGAAGAGAGAGAGAGAGAGAGAGGGAGAGAGUGAGAGAGAGAGAGAGAGAGAGAGCAAGCGAGAGGGAGGGAGGCGAACAACACUGCAGACACUCGCCCACUGUCACUGCUCCACAGCCAGAGGACAGAGGCAGCAACGGCAACAGUGGAAGCGGAAACGAUGGAGGAGGAAGACUGUACCAUCCAUCUGCAGCUCAGCCCCCGACACUGACGGCCUCCCUCUGGGACCAUCCUGCCAAGUUGGGAGCAAAAGGGAAAAAAAAAAGGAGAAAACUACUCUCUCUCUCUCUGUCUUUCUCUCUCUCUCUGUCCUUCACAAGACCAAGUACUGGACCUCAACUCCUGCAGGACUGAUAACACACACUGCACACACUCCUCAAUUUUUCUCCCUCUCUUACAAUCCCACACACUUACUCACACCUCCACUCACAGCACACUUCACUUCUCGUUGCCUUUUGGACUAGUGUGUUUUUUUUUUUUUUGUUGUUGUUGUAAUUUUUUUUUGCUUCACUGCCUCCGCUGACCUUCUGAGCUGAGUGGAUUUACUUUUAUCCUGUGGCGGACCAUGGGGCUGGGGUGGAGGGGUGCAGCAGGGACCCUCCGAAAAAGGACAGAGGGGAGCUGGUACCUUUUGGUGACAUUGCUGCUGUUCUGUGGUUUCUGGAAGGCUCACGCGCAGACAGACGAUUGGAAGUCUGUCUACUUCUGGGAAACAGGUCCAUGGGGAAGGUGCAUGGGCAGUGACUGUGGCCCGGGUGGCAGCCAAAGCCGGGCCGUGUGGUGUGCCCAUGUGGAAGGCUGGACGACGCUUCACACCAACUGUGACCAGGGCCAGCGUCCGUCCAACCAGAGAAACUGUUUCCGUGUGUGUGACUGGCACAAGGACCUUUAUGACUGGAAACUGGGUGCCUGGAACGAGUGCGUGCCAGUGUCGGCAAGGACCUUUGGGGCCUCGCGGCCGUUCACAUGCAGUGGAGGCGAAGAGGGCAUUCAGACCCGGGAGGUGGGCUGCAUACUGAAGUCAGACGGCUCUCCAGCAGAUGAUGCCAUCUGUGAGUACUUUGAGCCCAAGCCUCGCCUGGAACAGGCAUGUUUGAUCCCUUGCCCCCAGGAUUGUGUGGUUUCCGAGUAUUCACCAUGGACAUCCUGUUCCAAAACGUGCGGAACAGGCCUCAGGAACAGGGUCCGCAGCGUCCUGGUUCCUCCACUUUUUGGAGGCGCCGUCUGCCCCAACCUAACUGAGUUCCAGUCCUGUAAACCGGGGCCUUGCACAGGUCCAGAGGGCAUGUACAGUCUCAGGGUUGGACCGUGGAGCCCUUGCGCUCUCCCGCAGACACGGACAGCACGUCAAGCCAAGCGCAGGAAAGGUAAAGGCCAGGGGCUCAGGGAUCGAGCAGGAGUCAAAGAUCCCGAGACUAGGGAGCUUAUACAGAAGAAACGAACCAGGAACCGCCUUAACCGGCAAGAGAGCCCCUUCUGGGACAUUCAGGUGGGCUACCAGACUCGGGAUGUGACCUGCAUACAUAGGAAUGGGAGCGCUGUGGGACGCAACCUCUGCACACUCAGGGACCUGCCUCUGACCGUCCAGUCCUGCGUCCUCCCCAAGGACUGCCAGGUGACCGACUGGGCCGAGUGGGGCCCUUGCUCCAAAACCUGCGUGGACCCCGAGUCUCCCAGAGGAAAUCGCACUCGGAGCAGACAGGUACUCCAGUUUCCUGUGGGCGAGGGGGCGGAUUGCGCGCCGCUGGAGGAGUCGGAGCCUUGUGAACCUCAGGGGGACGGUGUGCCACCCUGCGCCACUUACACCUGGAGAACCACGGAGUGGAGCGACUGCCGGGUUGACUUGUUGCUAAGCCAACAGGACCGUCGACGUAGCAACCUGACGGGGCUUUGUGGAGGAGGCCUGCAGACCAGAGAAGUUUACUGUGUCCAGGCCAAUGCGGAGCUUCUGAAAUACCUCAACAGCCUCCGAGAAAAAGACAAAGCCUCCCGCCCGGUGGAGAACAGGCUGUGCGAGGGGCCGAUCCCAAACAGGUCUCAGCUGUGCCACAUCCCCUGUCCCAUCGACUGUGAGGUGUCGCCUUGGGGUGCCUGGGGGCCCUGCACCUUUGAAAACUGCAAUGAUCAGGCUGGAAAGAAAGGUUUUAAACUGAGGAAGCGGCAAAUCACCAACGAGCCAACGGGAGGGCCUGGAAACUGUCCGCACCUGGUGGAGGCGGUGCCGUGUGACGAGCCCAGUUGUUACGACUGGCAGCUGGUCGGCCUGGAUCAGUGUGUUCCUGAAGACGAGAAGCCGUGUGGGCCCGGCAGUCAGCUCGCACAGGUCCAGUGUGUCAACAGCAACGGAGGGGUGGUGGACAGAAACCUCUGCUCGUCCUCCCCGCCUCCGGAGCCCGUGCAGUGUGAGGUGCCUUGCUCAAGAGACUGUGUGCUCAGCGACUGGACCCCUUGGUCCACGUGCUCUCAGACCUGCUCCAGUAAGACCAUCGAGGGGAAGCAGAUGAGGACCCGCUCCAUUCUGGCUUACAACGCCGGGGAAGGCGGCGCUCUGUGCCCCAACAGCAGCGCCCUUCAGGAGGUGCGGAACUGUAACGAACACGCCUGCACGGUUUACCACUGGCAGACCGGACCAUGGGGCCCCUGUACCGAAGACCCCUCUUCUUCGUCCCUCAACUCCUCCAGCAGCAACGGUCAGGGCCCCUGCUCCAUGGGAAUGCAGACUCGCAAAGUCAUCUGCGUGCGGGUCAACGUGGGACAGGUGCCUCCUAAGAAGUGUCCAGACGGCCCUCGCCCCAGCACCGUGCGACCGUGUCAGCUGCCCUGCAAGAAGGAUUGUAUCGUGACCCCAUUCAGCGACUGGACACCCUGUCCCGUUACCUGCGACGCAGCUGGAAACGCUGUGAAGAGAAAGCAAUCAAGGAAGCGUCUUAUCAUCCAGCUGCCAUCCAACGGAGGACAGGAGUGUCCAGAGGUGCUGGAGGAGGAGAGGGACUGCGAGGUGCCCAGCGUCUGUCCGGGUUUCAGGUGGAAAACCCACAAAUGGAGAAAGUGCCAGCUGGUCCCGUGGUUUCUCAGACAGGACAAUCCCAGCGCUCAGGAGACCUGUGGACAAGGACUUCAGACAAGAGCUGUGUCCUGUCGCCAGCUGGACGGGACGCAGGCCGACAUCAGCGAGUGUCUGAAAUUCGCCAAGGCCAUGCCCGCCAUCACUCAGCGCUGUCAGCUCCCCUGCCAGGAUGACUGCCAGCUGACCAACUGGUCCAAGUUCUCGUCCUGCACAGCUGACUGCGUGGGGGUCCGCACCAGAAAGAGAGCAUUGAUAGGGAGGAGCAAGAAGAAAGACAAGUGCAAGAACACGCAAAUGUAUCCUCUGAGUGAGACCCAGUACUGUCCCUGCGACAAGUACAACGCCCAGCCGGUGGGGAACUGGUCGGACUGCAUCCUUCCUGAGGGAGGCAGAGUGGAGAGCAUCCUGGGAAUGAAGGUCCAGGGAGACAUCAAGGAGUGCGGGCAGGGCUACCGCUAUCAGGCCAUGGUGUGCUACGACCAGGACAACAGGCUGGUGGAGACCUCACGCUGCAACAGUCACGGUUAUAUUGAGGAGGCGUGCAUCAUCCCCUGUCCUUCAGACUGUAAACUUAGCGAAUGGUCCAACUGGUCGCGCUGCAGCAAGUCCUGCGGCAGCGGGGUCAAAGUUCGCUCCAAGUGGCUCAGAGAGAAGCCGUACAACGGCGGCCGGCCGUGUCCCAAACUGGACCACAUCAACCAGGCCCAGGUGUAUGAGGUGGUGCCGUGUCAGAGCGACUGCAAUCAGUACGUUUGGGUGGCUGAGCCGUGGAGUGUGUGGAAAGUCAGCAACGUGGACUUAAAGGAGAACUGCGGCGAAGGCGUCCAGACCAGAAAAGUCAGGUGCAUGCUGAACACCAUCGACGGCCCGUCGGAGCCCGUGGAGGAUUACCUAUGUGACCCGGAGGAGAUGCCCCUGGGGGCCAGGGAGAGCCGUCUGCCCUGCCCCGAGGACUGCGUUCUCAACGACUGGGGGCCCUGGAGCCGCUGCAGCCUGCCCUGUACCAGAACCAACAAUCGACUGCGGACGGCGCUCACCCUCCGGUCGCCCAGUGUGGGGAGGCAGUGUCCGGACACGACUGAUCCGGAGCCGUGCAGCCUGAACCUCAACUGUUUCAACUACUUCUACAACAUCACAGACUGGAGCACAUGUCAGCUCAGUCCUAACGCCGUGUGUGGGAGCGGCAUCAAGACCCGGAUGCUGGACUGUGUUCGCAGCGACGGCAAAUCGGUGGAUAUAAAAUUCUGCGAGGAGCUGAAUCUGGAGAAGAAGUGGCAGAUGAUCAUCUCCUGCGUGGUCGAGUGUCCCGUCAACUGUCAGCUGUCAGACUGGUCGGCCUGGUCAGACUGUUCACAGACCUGCGGACUGGAGGGUAAGAUGUGGCGGCGGCGGUCGGUGGUCCAGGCGUCUCAGGGCGACGGCCGGCCCUGCCCCUCGCAGAUGGAGCAGUGGAAGCCCUGCCCCGUCCGACCCUGCUACCGCUGGCAGUACAGCCCCUGGUCCGAGUGUCGGGUGGAGAAUGUGGUGUGUGGUCACGGCAUGCGCUACAGAAACCUGUCCUGCCUCGUGUCAGACGGCUCCAGCUACGGCGACGGCAGCCUGGUGGACGAGGAGCUGUGCAGCAGCCUGGAGCUCGCCGUCGACGGAGACAAGCAGAUCAGACUGAAAGAAGCCUGUACCCUUCCCUGUCCAGGUGAAUGUUACCUGAUGGAGUGGUCAGACUGGAGCUCAUGUGUGAGCAUCUGCGUCAAAGGGGCAGGCGUAGACUUCGGCUCGGUUCAGGUUCGAUCGCGAGCUGUGUUGGCCCAGGAGCCUGAAAACCUGCAGCUCUGUCCGGACCAGGCGUGGGAGUCUCAGCCCUGCACAGGGGGCGAAUGUUACGAGUACAAAUGGUUCAGCAGCGCUCGUCCGAACUCCACCCGCCCUUUUAUGUGGUGUCAGCGCUCAGAUGGACUCAAUGUCACCGGAGGUUGUCCUGCCAUGAACCCUCCAAUGGACAACAGCUCCUGUGACCCUCCCUGUCUCAUGCCAAAGUCUUUCUGCAGCGAGGCUGGUAUUUGCAUGUGCGAGGACGGCUUCACAGAGGUGCUGUCGCCUACUGGGCAGCUGGACCAGUGCGCCCCCAUCCCAGUCCUGGAGAUCCCCACGGCGGGGGACAAGAAGGGCGAUGUGAAGACCAGUCGUGCCAUUAACCCCACCCAGCCCAGCACCAUCCAGCCCGGACGCAGCGGACGGACCUGGUACCUGCAGCCCUACGGACCAGAUGGGAAGCUGAAGAUGUGGGUGUAUGGUGUAGCAGCCGGAGCCUUUGUGCUCCUCAUAUUCAUAGUGUCUAUGAUAUACCUAGCUUGCAAAAAGCCAAAGAGACCUCAGAGACAGAGGCAACAAAACAACCGACUAAAACCUCUGACUCUCGCCUACGACGGGGACACGGACAUGUAGUCCUCCAGAAGACGCUUCACCGGUCAUAGAAACCCACUUCAUCACGCCAUAACAGUGAAGGACAUGGAUGUUUGCAUCGUGAAUGGACACGUCACAGAGCGGAGAAAUUACAGAAAAUCCUCUUAGCAGAGACACUAGCGAGGUUUAACUAUUUCAAGUAGAGAUCCAUUCAGCCCCCUUUUGUUUUUUUUAAAUAUUUUCUUUUGCCAGAGCCUUCGUGACCUCCACCGUGUUCAAUGAAAUGCCUUUUUUUUUUUUUGCCCCCUACACAUCCACAUCUGUUUAAUCAAAGGACUUGUUUGAGACGCAGGAGAGGCUGGGUGCAGAAGACAGACCCAGCUCUCUCCUGCUGUCUCUGAAUAUGGCAGCACAAGCUCCAACUCUUCCCCCACGCUUUUCUGCUUGUCCCUAAAAAUGCUGAGUAGCUGGAGGCUUAGGAUGCUCUGACGGCUCGUACGUUGCCAAAAGUCACCGCAGGGAAGAGGAGGAGGGAGAGGAAAAUCUCCAUAAAAAGGUUUGGAUUCCUUUUUCUCAAUCCUCAACUGGGUUUUGACUCAAAUCUCUUUUACAGUCUUGAACAAAAGGGAGGCAUUUCUUCUCUUCUUUCUUUUUUUUUUUUUCUUUUGCUUGAUUCAGAGGCACACAGGCCUGAGUUUGUGGGAUAAACUGAUCUGUACGAUGCUGAUGGAGGAGUAGCCUGCAAUCAGUUGUUCAUGAAAACUACUGCCUGCCUGCCUGCCUCCACCCUUGCUUUGUUUCAGGCACUACAUUGCACUAUAUUAGUGCAGCAUGAUAUGCACAUGUGACUUCUACCUUCUAUUGCCAUAAAACACUGCCUCUUCCACAGACGAAACCAUAGAGCGGAGGAACAGCUAAGGUCAACACGAGAACAUUCGAAGGAGAAACGACGGCAACAGGAAAAGAUGUUUAAAUGUCUCACAUUCUACAAAACAAGUGUGAAUCUCAAGUAAAUAUAUGUAUAGAUUUUAUUUCUCACAACUGAUCUUUUGGUUGUAGUAAAGUACCUUUUGUGGUUUGUAGAUUUCGUCUGGUGUUAUCACUGUAUUUCUGCCCAGAUGCAAUUAUGCGAUUUAAACUACGAUAUCAGCGGGUGACUUCUUUUAAUGAAUCGCCUGCUUUAAAGUUCUUUUUAACCAUAAAAAAAAAAAAAAUCUGAUUCAAUUCAAAUUAUUUAACCUUUUUUUUAUCCACAGACGUCCAUUGUGGAAAAGCUGAAAUUUUGCAGUGAUUAAAGAAAAAGAAAGAUCAAUAAAUUUAAACCAUUCACGUCAUGCAAAUGUCAUUUCUGCCUUACUGACAAUAACUAAAUACUAACAGUCCUGUAAUACAGUUUGUAAUACUUGAAUGGGGCAUACAUUAUACACUGUAGCUCAUUAUACACUGCAGUACAUAUAGACAUAAAGAGAGACUAAAUUUGUUUUAAGAUUUUUCAUGUAGUAACCGUAUCAUAGCUCCUCUGUUUUGCAGCCAUAAUACAUGAGGUGAAAUAUAAUUAAAAAAAAUAUCUGUACAAACAAAAAGUAUACAACAUGUUAAUAAUAAGAGAACACGCUUCUGCUGAGUUCAAUGUAAAAGCAAAACUGGUGUGGAGAAUGUUUACUUUUUUUGUUGUGGGAUUUGUAAAUAACAGCGAUUUUUUUAUUUUUUUGGGAAAAAAAAUUCAAAGUAUGUGUACAUUUAUUUUGUAUUGCACAAAAAAUGUUUAGUUUGACUAUUGCAAAGUGGGUGUAUGAUAUUGCUGAUUGUUGUUAUCAUGAUGCAAGUUGUAUGUUGUGAACAAAAAAGGAAAGAGAAAAGAAGCAGAAAAAGACGAAGGCUCAGCCGUUUUGUACAGGUUGUUUAUAUGUAUGGGAAGAAUUACUGAAAAUAAACGAGGACACGGUUGUAAACACACAACGGUAAAGUUA